CAUUUCCUUGUUUUGCAUCGUCGGAUCUUUUGCCGCGUCCUUCUUUCUCACUAGACAGAAUCGGAUGUAUAGGCAGGAAUUUGCCGACACAACAGUGAGCCAAGAACGGUGCACCGAUGAUGAAAUAUUGCCAAAACAAAAGUAUUGUAGGUCAUAUUUCUCAGUGGGUGACAGGAUCUGUAUUUGGCACUAACUCUCUCGCGACUGUGUACGGUCUUCUGUAUGCUAUGCUGCUGUGAGGGUGAGUAUUUGGUUUUUGAUGGACCUCCGUCAUUCACGAAAGUCCUGUUCUUCUGCAGCAUGGUGUAUUUCAUAAUUGCGUUCUCUUACCAGGUCUUCACGCCCACGCCAACCACCACCCUCGCGAUCACUGGGAGCGCAUGCGGCGUUGUGGCGCUUGUCACACUGUGGCUCGUAAGCACGGCGAGAGAUUUCCAUAUUUUGCCGUGGUUGCAAGCGCGGCUUGGGGCUUUCAAAGACAAAUGUCGGAUACAAAAUCGGAUAUGAUGUUGGCCACGACCUCGAUAGCGACUCGGUCGAGCUAAAUUCUGAUCAAUGAUUUGGUGUACUAUGAAUGUGCGCCAGCUUCUAUAUCAGACAUCCCACAGCACUAUAGCUACUUAUGUUGCUAGACCUUAUAAUUGCACCUACAUUUGUACCGCAUCAAUGAUCCUGUCUGUCAAUUCAACACUGUUGCUUGCGUCUAUAAUAUUCCACGC
Molecule: messenger RNA, 719 nt
Organism: Suillus subaureus
Lineage: Eukaryota; Fungi; Basidiomycota; Agaricomycetes; Boletales; Suillaceae
Exons: 1
Coding region: 223-507 (94 amino acids)
Source: RefSeq, a predicted model, not a curated record